CCACUGGGAGAAGAUGCCUGGGGGUCCAGAAGCCCUCCUCCGAGCUUUGCCUCCCACCAUCUUCCUCCUGUUGCUGUCGGCAGCCUGCUUGGGACCUGGGUGCCAGGCCCUGUGGGUGCACGAGGGACCACCUUCGGUGACAGUGAGCACAGGGGACGAUGCUCGCCUCUUCUGCCUGCACAAUGGCAGCAAUCCCAAUGUCACAUGGUGGCGGAUUCUUCAGACCAACCACUCGUGGCCCCCUGUGUUCUUGGGUCCAGGCCAGGGUGCCCAGGGAGAGUGGAUUAUCUUGAAGGUGAACAAGAGCCAUGGGGGCAUAUACCGGUGCCGAGUGGAAGAUAAAGGAGACUUGAGGCACUCCUGUGGCACCUACCUCCGUGUGCGUGAGCCGCCCCCCAGACCCUUCCUGGACAUGGGGGAGGGCACCAAGAACCGCAUCAUCACAGCGGAAGGCAUCAUCCUGCUGUUUUGUGCCGUGGUACCCGGGACGCUGCUGUUGUUCAGGAAGCGCUGGCAGAAUGAGAAGUUCGGGGUGGAUGGCCAAGAUGACUAUGAAGAUGAAAAUCUUUAUGAGGGUCUGAACCUGGACGACUGCUCCAUGUACGAGGACAUCUCCAGGGGACUCCAGGGCACCUACCAGGAUGUGGGCAGUCUCCACAUUGGCGAUGUUCAGCUAGAAAAGCCAUGAUCACCCUCGUACCCUGCCACAGGCUGCCCCUGCCUGCUGUGUGCGGGAUUCCAGUGUCUGCCCUCAUCCCCCUGGAAUGUUCCCUGUCCUCUUCCCCUGGAACUUCUGAGUCACCUUCCCUCUGGAGUGUCCCACUUUUCCCUGGAGGCUGCCCCACCCCCCCACCUAACCCAGCCCUCCCUUACCGCCUUUCCCAGGCUCCCUCCCCAGUGGGUAAUGAGCCCUUAAUCGCUGCCUCUGGGGGAGCUGAUUGCAGCUGCCUCGUUAGUGUCACCCCCUCCUCCCAGCCCUGUCAUGGCCACUUAGUGAUAAUAAA
Castor canadensis (American beaver) is the source of this 1004-nucleotide messenger RNA. It is a transcript of the gene Cd79a, whose product is annotated as CD79a molecule. Gene Ontology annotation, biological process: B cell differentiation; B cell receptor signaling pathway. The record is from RefSeq and is a predicted model, not a curated record. Gene Ontology annotation, molecular function: transmembrane signaling receptor activity. Gene Ontology annotation, cellular component: external side of plasma membrane; B cell receptor complex; membrane. Lineage: Eukaryota; Metazoa; Chordata; Mammalia; Rodentia; Castoridae.